AUGGAGCAAUCCACCCAAUUUCACGAGAAACACACCGAAUACUUAUUAUCAAAACACAAUCAAUGGACUCCGAAUGAUGGCAACAAUACCAGCAACAAUAACAAUCGUAUUGAAAAUAGUUCACCUUUACCAAAGGUCGAAAAAUUAAUCAUUAUACAACAAGAAGUUAAUUCAUCGGAUUCGUUAUUUACUCCACCGAUAUCCCCCACUUCUAAAAUUCAUCAAAGUCCGACCCCUUGUAUUAAUGGAGAAAACCAAGAUUCAACAACUUUUCCUUCCGACGAUUAUACUAUGGAAGAUGUGACUCCCAUUAGUCCAAGUAGUUCAGGAACCAAUAAUAAUUUAUCGGAUACGAAUUUAGUUCAACCAGAGCGUCCGCCAAACAAAGCGCGAAAAAGUAAAUCUCGAUUCACUUUUGAAGAAGCAACACCCGAAUUGUUGGCGGAAUUAAAUAUUUCGGAAUAUGGUUUACAUUUACCGUCCGUCUACACUUCUCCAGCCACAUCCGGUGUAAAACCAUCCACAACUUCUAAUCACGUGAUUGUUGAUAACCAUAAAAUGCCGACUCAAACAUAUCAUCGUUCGAGAAAGAAUCCUUAUCCAAUGCGAUCCCCAAACAAAUCGUCAGAUGGUUUAAGUCUAAUUGUUGACGUAUUUUCAAUAUUUAGUCAAGAUCCGCAAAAGUUACUUCAAGCUAAUGUUGAGAAGCCGAAAAUUGUGUACGAUACAUUAUCAUUCUCUUCGUCAGAAUCAUUGCAAAACAGUCCAAGGAUUGGACCAAAACGAACACGUUCUCAUAAGCCAAAAAAUAAACGAUCUUCACACACCGCACCAAGAGAAAACCGACGAAAAGCCAAUUCCUUGGCUCGAGUGUUGGCUGAUCAAGGAUUAAUUGACUCGCCAUUUAGUUCAUUCGAAGCGCCAGCAUCGACCAAUGGAGAGAAAAAAUCUGUUCGGCUGCCACCACAGCCACAGAUUGAAUUUUCGCAAUUGAUAGUUGAAUUGGAUAAUUUAGGACUGGAUAACAAUGUAUUAAGUAGUCGACCUAAAAUCGCGUGGAAAGGAGAUCCGUUAUCAAUAGAACACCUCCCACAUUAUGAAGCAUUACAUCCGAAUGAGUCAUACAUAGCUUCAACAUUCCGAUUAACGCCCAUUCAAUUCUUAAAUGCAAAAUACACCUUAAUAUCAUCUUCAAGACGAUACAAGAGCCGUUCGCUUCCUUUUCGCAAAAGUGAUGCACAGAAAUUACUGCGCAUUGAUGUGAAUAAAGCGAGUAAGCUCUGGGAGGUGUUUGACCAAUUAAGUUGGAUAUAG
Molecule: messenger RNA, 1314 nt
Organism: Ambispora leptoticha
Lineage: Eukaryota; Fungi; Glomeromycota; Glomeromycetes; Archaeosporales; Ambisporaceae
Source: the annotation of a GenBank genome assembly